Messenger RNA from Myripristis murdjan (pinecone soldierfish), 1633 nucleotides. RefSeq names its product prostaglandin F receptor (FP) (gene ptgfr). Gene Ontology annotation, molecular function: prostaglandin F receptor activity. Gene Ontology annotation, biological process: inflammatory response; positive regulation of cytosolic calcium ion concentration; adenylate cyclase-activating G protein-coupled receptor signaling pathway. Lineage: Eukaryota; Metazoa; Chordata; Actinopteri; Holocentriformes; Holocentridae. Gene Ontology annotation, cellular component: plasma membrane. The record is from RefSeq and is a predicted model, not a curated record. Bases 94 to 1239 code for a protein of 381 amino acids. The transcript has 3 exons.
UCGGCGGGGACACGGAGCAGAGCUGCAGCGUCUGAUAUUUACCCAGGGAAUAAACCCAGCGAGGGGGGACGCAGCGGGUUUAGGGCGCGUUGUAUGAGAGAGGACCAAACCUGCGAUUGGACCUUGACUAUGUCAGCCAAUGGGAGCUCAGAGAUGGGCUGCAGGUCAGAGGCCAGGCCCACCAACACCACCUGCAGCCAGAAGGAGCUGACCAUCACCCUCUCUGUCAUCUCCAUGACUGUGGGUGUCCUCUCCAACACCCUGGCCCUCUUCAUCCUGCUGAAAUCCUACCGCCGCAUCCGCCUCAACUCCAAGGCCUCCUUCCUGCUGUUUGCUGGCAGCCUGGUGGUCACAGACCUCCUGGGCCACCUCAUCAACGGCUCCCUGGCAGUUUUUGUGUACAGCUUCGACAAGAAAUGGGAAACUUUUGACCCCCACCACAUUGUGUGCAGCCUCUUCGGCGCAUGCAUGGUGUUCUUUGGCCUGAGCCCACUGUUCCUGGGGAGCGCCAUGGCGGUGGAGCGCUGCAUCGGCGUCACCUGGCCCAUCUUCCACUCCACAGCAGUUGCAUCCCACCACAUGAAAAAGCUGCUGGGGCUCACCUGGCUGCUGGCGGCAGUGGUGGCCGCGCUGCCCUUGCUGUUACGGAGGCCCUACCGGGUCCAGAGCUCCAGGAGUUGGUGUUUCUUCCAAAUGGAGGAGCAAAGAGACUGGCUGGAUCUGCUGCUGCCGCUUCUGUUCUCCAUGCUGGGUCUGCUGGCCCUGCUGCUCUCCAUUGUGUUCAAUACUCUGACCAGCUGCUCUUUGCUGCAGUCCAGACUUCGCCGCAAGCAUCACUGCAGAGGCAUGUCUUACCACUUGGAGAUGAUCUACCAGCUCCUGGCUAUAAUGUUUGUGUCCUGUGUGUGCUGGGGCCCUUUACUGAUUUGUGUGAUCAUGCUGAGCACUCAAGCCCAAGACAAGCCUGUUUGCCUCAGUCUGCUGCUGGGGGUGCGCAUGGCCACCUGGAACCAGAUCCUGGACCCCUGGGUGUACAUCUUGCUGAGGAGGGCCGUGCUGAGGAAACUCCUCCUCUGGUUUCACUGUUGGUGGUGCCCGAGGUCCCACAGCCUCCAGCGCUGGAGGUGCAGCGUGUUGCGCAGCUCCAUGGAGGCCAGUGCCUCAGGGAUCAGCCCAUCUGACUGCCGCUGCCUGGGCAGAGUGCCUCUGCCAGACACCAUGAUCAAAUCCAUCACCUGAACCCUGAUCUGAUCACAGGAGCAAGCUGACCAGAAGAACUUGGAUCAACUUUCAGAUUCUUCCAAACAAACUUUGACUCUUCCAAAGGGCAAAGUCAUUGCAGAUGUUUCCUUGGGAUGUUAUUCAAAAUACUGUCAUGCAGAACCAUUUUGGAUCAGCAUGGACUGGAGGUGUUGUGGUGCAUUUUAUAGUAAGGGUUUCAUUUUUUACAGGACUGAUCUAGUGAUUGGAAGUGAUUAACAAAAUUUGUUUAAUUUUUUCCUCUGCUAGAGAUAUUGUUUAUUAUUAUUGUCUGUUAUUGUUUAUUAUUAUUGUAUUAUUAUUAUUGUCUGUGAUGUUUUUUAACACUUAGAACACUAGAAUUUCAGCAUGGCAGCUCUAGUCUGUGUCCUAA